GAAGGAAGGAAGGCUCUGCAAUCUUCCAGCGGAAAAGGAAUGAAAAAAGCUCCAGACCUUUCACGAAGCAUCUCUUCCCCCCCUCCACAGUUCCCGAGAAGAGCUCGCCCAUGAAUUUCAUAACAUAAAGUCUCUCCCCACUGCCACUUUUCUCCUUCCUCAAGCAAUCCUCUCUCUCUGUGUCUCUCUCUGUCCUCUGUGCUUCGGUUCUACUCCCCUGUCUCCUCUCCUCUCCUCUCCUCUCCUGCCGCAAUGGCGUCGACCACCUCCUUCUCCGGGAUCAGCCUCCGCCCUCCUCGGCCGCCGCCGCCCAGCAGCUCCUCCAAUCGGGGCGCCGCGCUCGCGAGCCCGCGCUCCUCUCUCGGCUUCCCCUGCAGCUCGAGACCGGUCGGGAGGAUUCGGCUGAAGAGGGAGACCGGCGGCGCCGGGAGGGUCGGCGGUCGGCGGGGCUCGCCGCCGUCCAGGUCGCUCGUCGUGCGGUGCGAAGCUUCCGGCGGACGGAUCACACAGCAAGAAUUUACAGAGAUGGCCUGGCAAGGGAUUGUUUCCUCACCAGAUAUUGCGAAAGAGAAUAAACAUCAGAUAGUGGAGACUGAGCACUUGAUGAAGGCUCUGUUGGAGCAAAAGAAUGGGCUUGCCCGGCGGAUCUUCUCCAAGGCUGCAGUUGACAAUACCCGUCUUCUGGAGGCUACUGAUAAGUUUAUCCAACGGCAACCAAAGGUAUCUUUAUUGAAUGGCAAUGUCUUUAUGAGCACCUCUUUUUCCGCUCAACGGGUGAUUAUAGUUCUUGGCGAGUCAGCUGGUUCAAUGUUAGGACGUGAUUUAGAAGCCUUGAUCAAUCGGGCUAGGGAAUUUAAGAAAGAGUUUGGGGAUUCGUUUGUCUCUGUUGAGCACUUGGUUCUUGGUUUUGCAAAGGAUCCCCGAUUUGGAAAACAACUAUUCAGGGAUUUUCAAAUAACUGAACAGAAGUUGAAAUCUGCGGUAGAAGCAAUAAGAGGACGACAAUCUGUAAUUGAUCAAGAUCCAGAGGGAAAGUAUGAAGCUCUCGAAAAAUAUGGGAAGGAUUUGACAGCUAUGGCAAGAGCUGGAAAGCUUGAUCCUGUCAUAGGAAGAGAUGAUGAAAUACGUAGGUGCAUUCAAAUUCUUUCUAGGAGAACAAAGAAUAAUCCUGUGCUAAUUGGUGAGCCUGGCGUUGGGAAGACUGCAAUAUCAGAGGGACUUGCCCAGAGAAUUGUGCAAGGUGAUGUACCACAGGCUUUGAUGGAUCGUAAGCUUAUAUCCCUUGACAUGGGUGCCCUGAUAGCUGGAGCAAAAUAUCGAGGGGAAUUUGAAGAUAGGCUGAAAGCUGUACUGAAGGAAGUAACUGAAUCUGAAGGGCAGAUCAUCCUCUUUAUAGAUGAGAUUCAUACAGUAGUUGGCGCAGGUGCUACAAAUGGUGCAAUGGAUGCUGGCAACUUAUUGAAGCCAAUGCUUGGACGAGGGGAAUUGCGCUGUAUUGGUGCAACAACACUUGAUGAGUACCGCAAAUAUAUCGAGAAGGAUCCAGCUUUGGAGCGCCGUUUCCAACAAGUCUAUGUGGAUCAACCUUCAGUCGAGGACACAAUAUCAAUACUUCGGGGAUUGCGUGAAAGAUAUGAGCUGCAUCAUGGAGUCCGAAUCUCUGACAGUGCACUGGUAGAAGCAGCAAUUCUUUCUGACCGAUAUAUAAGUGGACGAUUUUUACCUGACAAAGCUAUUGAUCUAGUGGAUGAAGCGGCUGCUAAGCUUAAGAUGGAAAUUACUUCAAAACCAACUGCUCUUGAUGAGAUCAAUCGAUCAGUCUUGAAACUGGAGAUGGAGAAGCUGUCACUAGCAAAUGAUACAGACAGGGCUUCAAAAGAUAGGUUCAGCCGCCUUGAGGCAGAGUUAUCUCUAUUGAAGGAAAGACAAGCUCAGCUUACUGAGCAAUGGGAGCAUGAAAAGUCUGUCAUGACGCGAAUACAGUCCAUCAAAGAGGAGAUUGACAGAGUAAAUCUCGAAAUCCAGCAAGCUGAGCGGGAGUAUGACCUUAAUCGUGCUGCUGAAUUGAAGUAUGGGAGCCUAAUUUCAUUGCAGCACCAACUUGAAGGUGCAGAAAAAGAGCUAGAUGAGUACAUGCGAUCUGGAAAAUCUAUGCUUAGAGAAGAAGUAACAGGAAGUGAUAUUGCUGAAAUUGUUAGUAAAUGGACUGGCAUCCCGGUCUCCAAGCUGCAGCAGUCAGAGAAGGAGAAGUUAUUACAUCUUGAAGAAGAAUUGCAUAAGCGUGUUGUGGGUCAAGAUCCUGCAGUGAGAUCAGUCGCAGAAGCGAUCCAGCGGUCUCGAGCAGGAUUGUCAGAUCCUCACCGACCUAUCGCUAGUUUUAUGUUCAUGGGUCCUACAGGUGUUGGGAAAACAGAGUUGGCAAAGGCCCUUGCUGCUUAUUUGUUCAACACUGAGGAAGCGCUGGUACGAAUUGAUAUGAGUGAGUAUAUGGAGAAGCAUGCAGUUUCAAGAUUAAUAGGUGCUCCACCAGGUUAUGUAGGGUAUGAGGAAGGAGGUCAAUUGACAGAAACGGUUCGCAGGAGGCCUUAUGCUGUCAUUCUUUUCGAUGAGAUAGAGAAAGCUCACUCUGAUGUGUUUAACGUAUUUCUUCAGAUAUUAGAUGAUGGGAGGGUGACUGAUUCACAGGGUCGGACUGUGAGCUUCACUAACACGGUCAUAAUUAUGACUUCCAAUGUGGGUUCACAGUACAUUCUAAAUACUGAUGAUGAUACUUUACCCAAGGAAACUGCUUAUGAGACCAUCAAACAGAGGGUAAUGGAUGCUGCAAGGUCUAUCUUUCGCCCGGAGUUUAUGAACCGGGUCGAUGAAUAUAUUGUUUUCCAGCCUCUGGAACGUGAGCAGAUUAAUAGCAUUGUGAGAUUACAGUUGGAGCGUGUACAGAAGAGAAUCGCAGAUCGAAAAAUAAAACUAGUAGUGACGGAUGGAGCUAUCCAGCUGCUUGGGAAUCUUGGCUAUGAUCCAAACUACGGCGCGAGGCCGGUCAAGCGGGUGAUUCAGCAGCACGUCGAAAACGAACUUGCCAAGGGCAUCUUGAGGGGGGACUUCAAGGACGAAGACACCGUCGUAAUAGACACAGAAGUUACAGCAUUUGCCAAUGGUCAACUUCCUCAGCAAAAGUUGGUGUUUAGGAAACAGGACGGAGACUUGGAUAUGGCCGCUACAGGAGACCGAGAAGCCUUCUCGCCUCCUGUCUGACUGUUUUGAAGUAAUCUAUCUCCCCCCUGUUUAAGGUUCCGGAUCAGUUCUUAUACAGCAACAUAUAUAGGUUUCACACCUUUCCUUUUUCUUUUCUGCGGGAAGGACCAGGCGCAAUGCCAGUGAACCUUUUGUAACCAAUACAUGCUCCACAUGUCGGGGUGUAUAAUGCGAGAUAAUAAUUCAAGAGUA
This is a messenger RNA of Syzygium oleosum, 3447 nucleotides long. RefSeq names its product chaperone protein ClpB3, chloroplastic. Gene Ontology annotation, molecular function: ATP hydrolysis activity; ATP binding. Gene Ontology annotation, biological process: cellular response to heat; protein refolding. Bases 253 to 3255 code for a protein of 1000 amino acids. Gene Ontology annotation, cellular component: cytoplasm. Lineage: Eukaryota; Viridiplantae; Streptophyta; Magnoliopsida; Myrtales; Myrtaceae. The transcript has 10 exons. The record is from RefSeq and is a predicted model, not a curated record.